Messenger RNA from Juglans microcarpa x Juglans regia, 4017 nucleotides. RefSeq lists its product as uncharacterized. Gene Ontology annotation, cellular component: cytoplasm. Bases 323 to 3778 code for a protein of 1151 amino acids. The record is from RefSeq and is a predicted model, not a curated record. Gene Ontology annotation, molecular function: protein binding. NCBI's taxonomy places the organism in Eukaryota, Viridiplantae, Streptophyta, Magnoliopsida, Fagales, Juglandaceae. The transcript is spliced from 12 exons.
AAACGCAAUCAUUAUACCCCUUCUCUCUCUCGCCCUCUCUCUCUCUGAUCUCCGCGUGAAUGCCAUGGCCGUUUCUCUCUCCCCAAUCCCUCCGAAACCCCCUUUCGCUCUCUCUCUCUAGUAUUUCCUCCAUUUCUCAAUCUCUCUCUCUCUCUCUCUCUCUGAGAUUCUGUUUCUUUACAUAGGAAUAUAUAUAUAUAUAUAUAUAUAUAUAUAUAUACACAUGUAUUUUUGUAGUCUAAACGGAAGAUUACCUACCUACCUUAUGUAUUUUCCUCAAUAGAACGCGUAGAUUCGGUACGGAAAGGAUCGCCGAGGGGGAAUGGAGAUUGUGACCGGGGAUAGGUACCUGGAGAAGCUGGUGGAAUUCGUCGACGAGCAGGCUGGUCCGCUGCUCGACGGUGCCAUGGUUCUGAAGCUCAACCCGGCGGGCUUGCACUACGCACAGUCGCGCCUGGAGGCGCUGAACGAGCUCGAGAGCCUACUGGCUGGUGCGCCCAUCGACUACCUCCGCGCCUACGUGUCGGACCUCGGAGACCACCGCGCGCUCGAGCAGCUCCGCCGGAUUCUCCGCCUGAUUCCUUCGCUCAAGGUCGUCUCGGCGCUUACGCCGCCUUCUCGGGAUCCCACACCGCUCUCUUUGCGUCCGUUCGGGAGGCUGAGGGUUCUGGAGCUUAGGGGCUGCGAUUUGUCCACCUCCGCUGCCCGAGGGUUGUUGGAGUUGAGGCACACUUUGGAAAAAAUCAUAUGCCACAAUUCUACUGAUGCUCUACGGCAUGUCUUUGCGAGCAGAAUUGCCGAGAUAAAGGGCUCUCCUCAAUGGAACCGGUUGUCCUUUGUUUCAUGUGCUUGUAAUGGCUUGAUUCUCAUGGACGAGUCUUUGCAACUUCUUCCUGCUGUUGAAACUCUUGAUCUUAGCCGGAACAAGUUUGCAAAAGUGGAUAAUCUUUGCAAGUGUGCCAAAUUGAAGCACCUGGAUCUUGGUUUUAAUCACCUAAGAUCGAUUACAUACUUCAAUGAGCUUGGAAAGCUACCGAUGGUGCUAUGCAUUGAGCUUUAUAGUGUCUCCUGUCGUAUUGUUAAACUUGUUUUGAGGAACAAUGCUCUAGCGACAUUGCAUGGGAUUGAGAAUCUGAAGUCACUUGAAGGGCUUGAUGUUUCCUACAAUUUAAUUUCCAAUUUUUCAGAGUUAGAGUUCCUUGGGUGCCUUCCCUCUCUACGAAGCCUAUGGUUGGAAGGAAAUCCAUUAUGUUGUGCCCGAUGGUAUAGAGCCCAAGUAUUCAGCUUUUUCAAUCAUUUAGAUAAAUUGAAGUUAGAUGAUAAGCACAUCAGCACCAGAGAGUUCUGGAAACGUCAAAUUAUCAUUGCCAGCAGGCAGAAGCGACCUGCCACCUUUGGAUUUUAUUCUCCUGCAAAAGAUGAAGCUAGAGAAGAUGGGAGUAUUUACCGAAGACGGAGAAAGGCAUCUCGACUUGCUUCUAUUGAGAAGGAAGAAGAGAACACAUAUAUAUGUUCUGACCAAGAGUCUGUAUCAUGUGAUGUUGAUAUUCAGAGCAGAGAAGAGGCUGUCAUGUCCGAUGCCGAAGCUGAAAUUGUUGAUUUAAUGAAUAGAGUUGAACUCAUGAAGAAAGAGCGUUCUGUUCUUUGGUUACGGGAGUUAAGGGUGUGGAUGGAUCAUGCUUCUGAGAAUUUUGUGGAAAGAUCUAAAUCUUAUGGGGCAACAUUGCAUAACGAAAAAGAGAAUUAUAUGAAAGGAAAGCCAAGCAAAUGGUAUCUGGGUGAUAGUUCGAGAUAUGUUUCUGACUCUGUCCAAGCUUCUGGAGAUGAUAGUAGUACAAAUGUUUUAGAAUCUGAUAAUUCCUUUGCAGAUAUGUCUACUGGUUUGCCUGCUAACCCAUACUUUAGUCAAGUUAGUUUCCUGGGGAAUGGUAGUCGGUUUUCUUUGGCUGGAAUGGGGAGAAUUGAUCUGAAAGAGGAGCAUCCAAAAUCUUAUUCACAUGACGGGAUUACUACUAUUUCUCUGCAAGCUAAAAGUUCACACCCUGAUAUCUUUGCUGUCCAAGGUGUUCAUGGGGUGUUUGAAAAUGUCAUCAUGUCACCAUUACCAGCCACUGAUGAUAUGUUAGUGUCUCAUUCACCCUCUCCUUUCCCUUCAUCUCCCCCUCAUUAUCAAGAGGACAUUCUACAUCGUCGCCACAACUUAGUCGAAGAAACUUUGCAACUAUCUGCAGAGUCUUAUUCACCAGCAUCAUCUGAUAGUAAUACCAGCUGUAGUGAUGAUGAUUUCUGUGAAUCAAUAGUCGCUGUUGAUAAGUCGCUGAAUGAAGCUUAUGCUAGAAGUGCUGAAGGCCACUCAUUUUCUUUUGAUGUCGAGGAGGAUUUUGACCACCUAAGUCAUGAAAUUCCUCAUGUAAGAGAAAAUGGCACGUCUUGUUCUUUUGUUGACCAGACCUCUAGUAUGCACAAAUUUUCAAAUUCAGAACGGUUCUUGGAAUCACAUUGCAAUGAUUUUCCUACUGCUGAUACUCUUGAUGAUCAAGUUUCUUGUUAUGUCAACCAAGAGGCUGAUUAUUUUGAGAAGAGAAAAAGCCAAAGGAAAUUGAAGAAAAAAGUAAUUCCACUACUAGGGGAGAAUAAUGUGGUUGGUGGGACAGAAUUGUCAUUCAAAUCAGAUGGCAAUUUGGAUAUUUGUGGAGUUCAUGGAGCUGCAAUCGAAAAUGAACAAGGGAAACAAAUUUCAUAUACCAGCGAAUUCCAGGAAGUUAUUCAUAUGGAAGAGAAGUGGAAAAAAGCAAUUGUAGCCCCACCAAUUGAUGAUUCUUAUAAAUUUCCAGGGUCUUGGUGCUCAUCUUCUUGGAGUGCUGAUUUUAUUGAGAAUUUUUUCAAUACAAAUAUUGCAGAAUCUAGCAUUCGUGAAACUUGUCGACAGUAUUUGUGUUGUGAUUGUGUACUUGAGCCAGAGUCCAAAUAUGGAGAAAGAUGCAGAGAAGUGAUUCUGGUAAUGAGCAGUGAAAACAAGUUGUAUAUUUUGCUUAUUGGUAUUUCAGGUGAUGGAUCAGGAGCUAUCUUAAGUUUAGUAGGUUGCCAUAAAAUGGAAGAUAUUAGAGAGGUUUCAGUUGGUGUUGGACUUCAGGUUGUGAGGUUGUGCAUUGACAGGGAUUCAGCAUACCUGUUUAUAACUAGAAGCAUCGAGAAGUCAAGGCAAUUAUUUAGUACCUUGAAAGUGUUUGAUUUACAUCCAGAAAAUGAUCAUUGUUCUUUACGAAGUUUGGAGCAGGUCCAGGUUGAAUUGUUUGAGAAACAAAUAUAUGGAGGUUCAAAAGUGAACAUCUUCCAAUACUCUAUGGUGCUAUUCAGGCGCACCGCCAAUGAAGAGGAUAAAUGGCUUUCAAGAUCACUAUUUGUGAUUGGAAGGCAUCUGCUUGUGUGUGUUGAAGACCUUGUGCACUUCAGCUCCCUUUCAAUGGAUUCAUCUUUGCCUCCAUAUUUCUCACUUGAUUCAUGUUGCUCCAUUGUUGACUUAUCUGAGAUGGUCAUCGAGGCUAGAGAGAGUCGGUGUGUGACCCUAGCUCUUAAAUGUACCGCAUCAGAGUUCUACCCCUCUGCCAAAGCCAACACGGAGGGUGCAUCAAUCAAUGAUGAGAAGAAAGCUUCAGGCUGUGUAACAUGGAAGAUCAGGUGGUUCUCUGAAGAGAGUCUGUUCAAUUUCGUGGCAUUGGUAAAGGCAAUCCAUGUAGGAACAUCCAUGUCUCCCUUGCUCCUAAGAUGUAAAUGGUGAAGCCUUUUUGUUUCUUGUUUUUGUUUGUUUCCUAUUCAUUUCAUUCUUUCUGAUCUGGCCUUCCCCAUUUCGCUUCUCAUUUCCAUAUAGUUUAGAAAUUUGUUUAGUAGCCGUAAGUGUUGUGAGUGAGUCAAUAGCUUCCUUUUGUAUUCUUUGAUUUGUGUUUCUUUUAUCAAUCCAUCAUGUACAAAUUUUGUACAGCACACAUCAUCAUACGAAAAUGAGUUUUGUAUUUUUUC